AUGAAUUGCCACAUUUGCAAGCUUUCUGGGACUUUUUUCCUGGUCUUGCUAGCGUUGAAUUUGGUCCAAGCAUGGUCUCCUAACAAUAGUUAUGUUCCCGCCAAUGUGACCUGCGAUACCGACAUCAAUUUAGUGCGUAAAGCAUCCGGAUUGUCCGAUAAUGAAACUGACUGGCUCCAGAAACGUAAUCCGAUUGCGGAAGCCGCGUUACGGGAGUUUUUGGAUCGGGCGACGAAGAAUUUUACCAAUUCUUCCCUAGUUGGUCAACUCUGGGACCAGAAGAAGAUCCCCAAAAUCGGUAUUGCAUGUUCUGGUGGUGGUUACCGAGCCAUGUUGAGUGGCGCUGGAAUGCUUUCGGCUAUGGAUAAUCGGACCGACGGUGCCAAUGAUCACGGACUAGGUGGACUUUUACAAAGUGCUACUUACUUAGCAGGGCUCUCCGGUGGGAAUUGGCUUGUGGGGUCGUUGGCAUGGAACAACUGGACCUCUGUACAAGACGUCAUCAAUUCCAAUGGUAAUGAUGAUCAGUUGUGGGAUAUCUCUAACUCCCUAAUCAAUCCAGGCGGUGUCAAUAUUGUAAGCUCGAUUUCCAGAUGGGAUCAUAUUUCUGACGCAGUUCAAGCUAAACAAGACGCUGGAUUCAACGUUUCUUUGACGGACGUUUGGGGCAGAUCCUUGUCGUACGAAUUCUUCCCCACGCUUUACCGCGGUGGGGUCGGUUAUACCUGGUCGACACUAAGAGAAGCAGAUGUCUUCAAGAAUGGGGAAAUGCCUUUCCCAAUCACGGUAGCAGAUGGGAGAUAUCCGGGGUCUACUGUCAUUAACUUGAAUGCGACUUUGUUCGAAUUCAAUCCAUUCGAAAUGGGGUCCUGGGAUUAUUCUUUGCGUGCAUUCACCGACGUCAAGUUUUUGGGUACACAGGUCAACAACGGAACCCCUGUUAAUAAAGGUACCUGCGUCAACGGUUACGAUAACACUGGGUUUGUGCUUGGUACUUCGUCUACUUUGUUCAACCAAUUCUUGCUCGGAUUGAACACAACAUCUUUGCCCUCUUUCUUGAAGAGCUUGUUACAUGGCAUCUUGACAGACCUUUCUCAUGAUUCCGAUGACAUCGCGCUUUACCAGCCAAAUCCUUUUAAGGGAACCGAGUUCAUGCCCGACAACUACACUAAGAGCAUCUCUGAAUCUGAUAUUCUGUAUCUUGUUGAUGGUGGUGAAGAUGGCCAAAACAUUCCUUUGGUCCCAUUGCUACAACAAGACCGUGAUCUUGAUGUCAUUUUCGCACUUGAUAAUAGUGCCGACACUGACGAGAGCUGGCCGGCGGGUUUGUCCCUGAUUAGCACUUACGAACGGCAAUUUGGGUACCAAGGUCUCGAUAUUGCCUUUCCUUACGUCCCAGACGUUGAUACGUUCUAUAACUUGGGUUUAAACGAACGUCCAGUGUUUUUUGGAUGCGAUGCUUCAAAUUUGACUGACCUAAGGUACACUCCACCUCUUAUUGUCUACAUGCCAAACAACCGUCAAUCCUAUAACUCGAACACAAGCACGUUCAAGAUGUCCUAUAGUUCCACGGAACGUUUGAGCAUGUUCAAGAACGGGUUUGAGGCCAUUACCAGAAACAAUUUGACUGAUGACUCUGGAUUCAUGGGCUGUGUCGCAUGUGCUAUUAUGAAGAGACAACAACAGGCUUCCAACUACACACUCCCAUCCGAAUGUAAUCAGUGUUUUACUGAUUACUGUUGGGAUGGUAAAACUACGAACAAAUCAGCCGAUAUUACUACUGUUAACCCUUACACAGGAUCUGCCAGCUUCACUACCGAUAGUUCUGCGGCUACUUCGUCUUCUAGCUCUUCUAGUUCUUCUAGUUCAUCCGCCAGCUCCAAGAAGUCGGAUGCUACAAUGCUUGCUGUCCCCAAGGCCUACACAAAUGCGUACGUGCUCGCCGCUGCUGCUAUAGGUGCCCUUGUUGGCGGACUCUGCAUUUGA
Messenger RNA from Lachancea mirantina, 1986 nucleotides. NCBI's taxonomy places the organism in Eukaryota, Fungi, Ascomycota, Saccharomycetes, Saccharomycetales, Saccharomycetaceae. The record is from the annotation of a GenBank genome assembly.